AUGACGGAUUGUACACCUUCAAAUUCAAAAAAAAAUAAGAUUGCAAUCUAUGGCGGACGCCCAAAAAAGCCUAUAUGGAGAUUUUUUGAACAAGGAGAGGAGAUAGAUAAAGGGCAUUAUAUUGCAAUAUGUUUGGCUUGUAGGCAGACUUUCCGACCUGGAAAGACAACAGCUAUGGAAAAACAUAUAAUUAGUAAUUGUUUAAAAGUAGACCAUUCAAUUUGUGAGGCCGUCAUAUAUAUGGUAGAAGCACGUGAACGUGAAAUCUCUUCUGGUGCUAAUAUUAAACGCCAAAAUAAUGAUCAAACUAUUUUGGAAGAUUUUUAUGAAAGUUCAGAUUUAAGUAAGGAACGAAAAGAAGAUAUUGAUACAGCACUUAUUAAGGCAUUU
Rhizophagus irregularis DAOM 181602=DAOM 197198 is the source of this 390-nucleotide messenger RNA. RefSeq lists its product as uncharacterized. The record is from RefSeq and is a predicted model, not a curated record. Lineage: Eukaryota; Fungi; Glomeromycota; Glomeromycetes; Glomerales; Glomeraceae.